UGUGUUGUGAAUCGUUUUUGAUAUUGACAGAUAAAACUUUUUUCAGGCUAUGGUUUGUUAUGGAUUAAAUUAUUUGUCGAACCCUGUACAACACACUGUCCAUAAUAAACGCUAGAUCUUGUGUGUCCUCUGUGAUGGAGUUGAGCUCUGAACGUCUGCAACAACAACAACAGCGUAUAAAAAAUGUCAAGUUGUGAAGUUUGAAUGUCACACUGACAGCCAGUUUACUGAUUGCUGCUCGGAUAUUUGGGAAAUGACUUUGCACAUUUGUACCUCAAAAAUGUUCCAAAGGGCAUCGAGAUUAGUAUUAUUUGCAACAAACGAGUACAGGACAUAUUUCUGCCCACUUUCCUAUAAGCAUUCUUUUGUCAGACAAUCUGCAUUGCAAGGAAAGAGAACACAGUUGACUUGGUACAUGCAGAGGUCACUCUCAGGAUAUUCGUCUCCAUUCUACACCCCAACAUCACUGUGCCGAAAUCUUUGCACACAGCCCAGAGACCAGCUGUAUUCCUCAUUAGAAGCUGUGAAGCAACACGUGACCGUUGUGCCUGUAGAGCAGUGGGGUGUGAAGUUUGACCUGGGCGUGGUUGUCGUGGGUGACCCCACCCACCCAGUUGCCCUCUGUUCUCACGGUGUGCCAGGGGGAUCUGAAGACUUUCUCAAUCUGGUCCCUGCCCUGCUGGAUAUGGGUCUAAGGGUUGUCUUACCAACAUACCCAGGAUUCAAGCUAAGCCCACUGCCAGAGAAGGAUAUAUUCCGUCUCACUCACUCGACUGUUGAGAAGGCUGACUUUCUCAGGCGAGUCUGCACACAUUUGCAGAUAAACAGAGUUGAUCUGGUGAUAGCUCACAGCCAAGGGACAGCAGCUGCGUACAAGUUUUGUGCUGAGGAAAAUGUUGAAGUCUGCUGUUUUCCUUUCCCCAUGUGGAUAUGUACCUCAGCAAACUGCUCAGCCAUAUUGGAUGUUACAGACAUUCGCAGCAUUCCUCAGGAAUCCUGUCUUCCAGCCAAUUUUCUCGAAACUCCUCGUGCACCAGUAUAAGAGAACUGGUUUUACUGUCACAGAACUGUCUCUCAUUUGAAAGCAGCUAUUCAGACUGUAGUCUCAGGUGACUUUGACAAGAAUUUGGAUUAUGCCAAGGCUAUUGCCGCAAAGAGGUUACCAGUGGUAUUUGUCAUGUCUCAGAAUGACAGAAUAGUGGAAUGGCAGCGGCCCUUUGAGAUGCUUAAGGAAAUCCACUUACCCGCUGAUAACAUUGUGUAUUAUGACAAGGACACUCAGCCAUCCCAACAGUUCAACACAGGUGGUGAUAAGGACUGGUAUACACGCGUACUUGUCUUUGCAAAGGGAGGUCACCUCAUCCAUCGGACACAACAGGACCUGGUUGUCAGUCAGAUCAGAGACUUAGUUAACUAUGUGAUCAGAUAGUCUUGCGUUUCUGGAUCCACACAGGAGACAGAGACUUUUAGGUUGUAUGUGAUACAGGGCUACCUCUUUAUUAAUCGAAAUUGCUAUGUUUUUUUAAACACAUACAUAUGUAGAUUCUUCUAAACCCAUAGCUUCCAACAUGUGCCACUCUUUUAUUUAAUGACAUCUCACA
Messenger RNA from Liolophura sinensis, 1601 nucleotides. RefSeq lists its product as uncharacterized. The transcript has 7 exons. The record is from RefSeq and is a predicted model, not a curated record. The coding region runs from base 254 to 1042 and encodes 262 amino acids. NCBI's taxonomy places the organism in Eukaryota, Metazoa, Mollusca, Polyplacophora, Chitonida, Chitonidae.